Molecule: messenger RNA, 1434 nt
Organism: Fibroporia radiculosa
Lineage: Eukaryota; Fungi; Basidiomycota; Agaricomycetes; Polyporales; Fibroporiaceae
Exons: 2
Coding region: 1-1434 (477 amino acids)
Source: RefSeq, a predicted model, not a curated record
AUGGAUGCACCCCACCGUGGCUUUGCCCCAGAGCUCUGUGACCAGAUCAUCGAUUACCUCUGGGAUGAUCGCAGUGCUCUCGCUGCCUGCGCCCUCACAUGUCGCGCCUGGCUUCCGAGAGCGCGUUUCCACACUUUCUGUUGUGUCAAGGUUGGGGGUCCGGUUGAAUUCAUGCGCUUCAGCCGACUCCUCGAUGCGUCUCCGAGUGUUGCGUCGUUCGUUCGACGCAUUGUGGUCGUAAGCAGAACAAAAUUGGAUUGGUGGCCCAAGUCUACUCCCACCCGCGUCGACCGAGAAUGGCCUUUGCUGGUUCGAAACCUUCCCAAGGUGGAGGAUCUCGAGCUAGUGAAACUAUCAAUCGACGCGCUGUCGAACGAAGCCGUCAAACUGUUACCUGGGCUGCUUUCGAUCGUCCGGAUACUGCGCCUGGAAUCUUGCACUGGCUGGACAAGAGUCGACUUGCCCCGCUUCUUAUCUUCUGCCCUCAGAAUGAACGAACUGCACCUCCUUGACGUUAGCUGGCAGCCCAGCAUCCAUUUUGAUUAUCGUACGCCGAAUGGAGCAAUCUCCCCCAAGUCGGCGACAGGCUCCUCUAUGCCCGCGGAAGGAGCCAGGAUUGAAGCUCUGAAAGUGACUCUGUAUGACCGCAAGGUUGGCGCUUGGAUCCUUACAGGCCCGUUCACCCUCCAAAUCAGCCAGCUGUUUGUGGGCCUGUCUCCAGGUGAGGAACGCAUACCACGGGAGCUCCAAAUGUUCCUCCUUCGGGCGGGCGAAACCUUGCGACACCUCGUCCUCUCCUACGGCUCGCACACCCGACCCUUCGACAUGUCCGAGUCAGUCCCUACCGUCGCCGCAUCGACCGAGAGCCUGAGCAUCGCACACAACCCUCGACUGGAAUCCCUGCAUUUUGCCUUCGUCGAACCCGGAUGCACGUACACGCACCUGCUCGGUUUCUUGCGAGGCGCCGCCGACACCAUCCGCGGCAUACCAGUUGAUGCGCACCGCGCGCUCUGUCGUCUGCGAAUAAGCGUCUGGGCCCAUCUGGUGCUCGCACCCGCAGUGCCUGACCCAGAGCAUUGCGGGGGGUGGACGCAUAUCGACCGGGCGCUGGAGGCAUUUAUCCGCAACAGGCCGGACGCAAGAGUCACAAUAAGUAUACUCAAUCCGGAUGCAUUCAGUAUAGGUUUCCGCAACGGGGGCGAAAUGUUCAACAGUCUUGAGGAUGUGGUCAAACGACUGCUGCAACGCCUGCCCAAAUUCCAGGCACAAGACCGAGGGUAUCUGACCCUUGUUCUCGGUGACAGAUGGGGCCGCGAUGGACAGUUCGGUGGUGGAAUUGUUGACAAGACAUAUGAACGGUCCUGGAGGUUGCCAAUCACCGCUGGAGUUACUUCGCACUCUGAUACGGUGCACCGUGAACUUGUACUGGUCUAA